CGACGUACAAAGUGAACUAAAGUUUACUUUAAAACGAAAGUGGAACCACUUUAGUCUAAUCGCUUUAAAUAAAGUUGAAGAAUCAAAACCAAACAACAAAACCCAUGUUCCACUGUCUCCCUGGCGCAGUUUACAAAACGAAUCACUCUUUCAGUUCAUGGGUAAGUCGGUGAGACUCUGCCGGAGGAGCCACACCUCGGUCGAAUCAUCUUCGGAGAAUUAUACAACCGACGAUGUCUUGUCGUGUGAAGAUGGAUCCAAUGAUCCUCGAAGCUCCGACUCAAAGACUGAGUCAAACUCGAGCUCAGAUUCCGGAACCGAGUCAAACUGGAGUUCUGACCCGACAGCUUCGACGGGACUCUUGGCGAUCAUACGGGUCUUGUCCGAUUCGCUGCUGAGAACGGAAAUGGCGGAGAUGGAGAUGAUCAAGGCUCGUGAGGUAGCGAGGUGGGAAGCUGAGAAGAGAAGGUUGGACGUGGAGGUCGAGUUGACUGAGAUGGUGCUUCAGACUCACUUGCAAGCGACAACGUCGUUAGUCGUCGGAGAACAGAAGAUUUCUACGGCGCGGAGAAAGAGGAAGAGAUCAGCAGUUGAAGACCACGAGUCAUCGGCCUCAUCCUUUACCACAAGGGAACAGAGUUUAGCUUUAUUGGGAUUACUCCAACUUAACCUGAUCUUCUGGAGCUCAUUGACCUGAAAGAAAAAAAAAAAAAAAAAAACCAAAGUCAAAAAGGUCAACUGGAGAAUAACUUACAGAAUAUGUCUUACAUUUGUGUGUAUGAAUGUGUUGUGCAUGUAUAUACCAAUGAAUAAAAUUACAAUCUAUAUAGGGUGGGUUGUGAAUCAAAAUUCCCAAUACAACAUUUUUUUGUUUAGUCCUUUCUUCAAAAUUCCAAUGAAUAAUUGUUUUUUUUUUAAAUUGAAUUUUGCAAUAUACACUAAAAAGUUCCUCUUUAUACAUCUAUUAGAUUCAAGUGCUC
This is a messenger RNA of Thlaspi arvense, 980 nucleotides long. The record is from the annotation of a GenBank genome assembly. Lineage: Eukaryota; Viridiplantae; Streptophyta; Magnoliopsida; Brassicales; Brassicaceae.